Messenger RNA from Eublepharis macularius, 3299 nucleotides. RefSeq names its product stromelysin-1-like. Gene Ontology annotation, molecular function: zinc ion binding; metalloendopeptidase activity. Gene Ontology annotation, biological process: proteolysis; collagen catabolic process; extracellular matrix organization. Gene Ontology annotation, cellular component: extracellular matrix. Lineage: Eukaryota; Metazoa; Chordata; Lepidosauria; Squamata; Eublepharidae. The record is from RefSeq and is a predicted model, not a curated record. The coding region runs from base 39 to 1478 and encodes 479 amino acids. The transcript is spliced from 10 exons.
ACUUAGCUUGGAACAUCAAACCACUAAAAGAAAGCAGAAUGAAAAGCAUCUUUUUCGUGCUCCUGUGUGCUGCAGUUACGUAUGCUUUGCCGAUCGGCUCAGAUAAGAGAGAUGAAGAAAAGCUGGAGCUUAUUCAGAAAUACUUGGAAAAAUAUUACAAUUUUACGUAUGAUGGGAAACCAGUUAAAAGAUGGAAAGAUGGAAAUCCUAUAGUUAAGAAAAUCAGAGAAAUGCAGGCAUUCAUUGGCCUGGAGGUGACGGGCAAUGUGGAUUCUAAUACUCUGGAGUUGAUUCAGAAACCAAGGUGUGGGAAUCCCGAUGUCGGGGACUUUGCCUUUUUCGCAGGACAACCCAAAUGGGGAAAGAAAGACUUGACCUACAGGAUUCUGAAUUAUACACCAGACAUGAAACGACUCGAUGUGGAUGCAGAAAUUGAGAAAGCUUUUCAAGUUUGGAGCCGAGUGACGCCACUGACAUUCAGAAGGGCAUGGGAAGGCGAUGCUGACAUCAUGAUCUCUUUUGCUUCCAAAGAUCAUGGCGAUUUCAACCCCUUUGAUGGGCUUGGGGGCACCCUUGCCCAUGCCUAUGCGCCCAGCAGCUCCAGCAUUGGAGGAGAUGCCCAUUUUGAUGAGGAUGAAAACUGGACCAAAGGCCUAGGAGGUUCCAACCUGUUCAUUGUUGCUGCCCAUGAGUUUGGCCACUCACUUGGACUCUUCCAUUCCAACGAUUACAAUGCCUUGAUGUACCCAGUUUAUAGGCAUCCCCAGCAGAGUCAACAUGUCCUCUCUCAGGAUGAUAUUGAAGGCAUUCAGCACCUCUAUGGACCAUCACUCCAUCCAUCUCAAGACCCAACAGAACAAGAUAAACCAAGCAAACCCAUCAGACCAGCCCAGCCCACAUUGCCAGCAACUUGUGAUCCUCAGUUGACUUUUGAUGCUGUUACUACUUUUCGAGGAGAAAUAAUGUUCUUCAAAGACAAGCAUUUCUGGAGAAAGCACCCUCAGUUCAAUGAGGUUGAAUUUAAUUUAAUUUCUUCAUUCUGGUCAUUUUUACCAUCUGGUGUUGACGCGGCUUAUGAAAAUACGGAUAAAGAUGAAGCAUUUCUUUUUAAAGGCAACCAGUUUUGGGUCGUAAAAGGCGAUUCCAGGCUACCAGGAUAUCCCAAGUACAUCCACAGCCUGGGCUUCCCAGCUGAUGUCAAUAAAAUUGAUGCAGUAUUUUUCAGUGAAAAAGAAAGAAGAACAUACUACUUUGUAGCUGAUAAAUACUGGAGUUCUAAUGAAGGCAGCCAAACCAUUGAAAAGAGGCCUAAAAGAAUAAGAAAUGACUUCCCAGGUGUUGAGGGAGAAAUCGAUGCUGCUUUUCAGUAUAACGGAUUCUUGUAUUUCUUCAGGGGGACAAAUCAAUAUGAAUUUGACCCUGCGGCCAGAAGAGUUACCCGAGUCACAAAGGUCAACAACAGCUGGUUUUCUUGCUAAGAAAAUGAAACCACUGAAGAAGUGAACUAAAACCCUAUUGAAAAAAAUUACCAGGAUGCCUUAUCAUGGAAGUAUAAUAUGAACACUGCUAUCCUAUCUCUGGACCCCUCCUCUCACUGACAGAAUACUAAUAUUUGUAGUAUCAUGAACGUACAUGGAAACUUACUGGGUUGGAUCCAGAUUAAUUUUCCAUUAACAGAAGGCGUUUCCCUCAGCAGAACAGGACUCUUAUGCCUGCCAGUGGCUCUCGGUACCAUCAAUUACAGUAUUUUGGGAAUGCUGGCUGGAUCAGGACGGGUAGGAGGCACACCAUGCCUCAGUGGUUCCACUCAUGCUUAACUAGUCAAAUCCAAAAGGUGAUGCUAGGGGAUGCUCCAAGGUCCCAAGGACAUUUCUGCCACAGGGAUCCAUCUUGUUCCUCGUAGUGUUUAACAUCUCGAUAAAACCAUUGGGAGAGAUCAACAGGCAAUUUGGAGUGAGGUCCCAUAUGCGGAUGACACCCAACUCUAUUUCUCUUUAAAAACUGAGCCAAGUGGGUCUGCGGAUUGCCUGAACAAUGGUCAACCAGCUUCCUUGAAGGUCCAAUAAACAGGACACAGAGGCAAAGGCGCUUUUUUUCUAGCACUGACAUUUACUUCCUUUGGACCAUCGAGGUUCUCCUUAAUCAUUGUGAAUCGCAGCCUCUGACGAACCCAAAGUCCAUGGAUCUGUCUAAUCCCAUGGGGAGGAAAAUGCCAGGAUAUGGGAAUAAGGCAGAAGUAGAUUGUGCUGUUUGUGGGAGGAAUAGACUAUAAAUUUCUGUUAUCUAUGACAGUUUACAUAUAUGUAUGAAGCUUUCAUAAUUUAUCUUCUGAAUAAUGGCCUUUGCAGGAUGUUGAACUUGCGUAUUCACAGAACGUACUAAAAAACAGUGAUUGGCAGAAGCAUAGGUUGUAAUCCCAGAAGGUCAUUGGGUGUGCUGUAACUCAUAUCUGUGACAAUUUGCUUACUUGUUUCCUGGAGUGGAUAAAAAUGUUUUCCUACUUGGUAAAUAAGCGUUUCAAGCCCCAAUAGAUGAGGUGUCAUCCUAGGAUACAUGUUCCAGAACAAUGCCAGAUGAUAACUUGACCACUUCCACAACAAAAACGUUCCAACACAGAAUUCCUUCCCUGCCAUGAGCAACAUGCAAUAGCAAUGUACCACUGCAGCCAAACGGGGCGUGGAGAGGGAUGUUCCGUCCAUCAGAUGUGUUGAUCCUGAUAGUUAAAAUACAUAAAACACUAUUUUAGUUACCUCGCUAACCCCAGAUUUGCAGGAAAUGGAUAUUAACAAAGACCUCUUGCAGCAGCUAUGCUGUAUUAUAUCAUUUAAUGAAACACAAUGUUCUAGAUCACUCUGGUCAGACCUGAUUCAGAUAAAGGCACACACGUAAGAAGCCUUAGGAAUCUAGUAAACUUUCCGAUAUCAGGUCAUUUAAAUCCUGACAAGAGGUACACCUAAACAAUGUUUUUGGUUCAUUAUGGGUACAGUAUACAAGUCAUAAUAUUGGGAAACCUUUGCUUCCAUUUCAUCUUUACUACAAUAUUGACUAACUCAGAUUAUACCAUCCAUUACUGACACAUAGAUAAUUAAAGGAGAGCAAUUACAUGAGCGCAUUGAAAUGUCUUACCCCCCAAAUAAGUAAAGAAUCUUUUAUAAGAAGAAGAUCCUGAUCAAUUCAGACUACCAUAUUUAUAGGUUUUUAAAAUAAUCUUCCAACAAUCCACUUGUUAAGGGUCACAUUCUUGGUUACCUAAUUAUCUUAUAAUUUUGAAUACAAUAAAUAAUAUCUAUACUUGAAUA